AUGCAGCAGCGCGUGGAGGAAGUGGUCCCUCUUCUAGUCGCGGCCAAACAGCAGCAGCGCGUGGAGGAAGCGGUCGUGCUCGUCUUCGGUCCACUUCUCCCAUCAUCGACAACUCUUUGCGCAGUUGCAGACUUGCAGGUGCAGCAGCAAAGCAAGAGGGUUUGUGAGACAGAGCAGCUCGAUCUGCUGGCAGUGGCACUGAGCAGCACUGGAGUUGCAAGGAGGGCGAGCAAGGAUGGAUGUGUUUUACAAACAACCAACAUUCAGGGGUACAAAGAAGUUGUUACCCAGCAGGAUAAGCAUGAAGAAAUAGCUUUCGUUGAUGAGAUCGCUAGAACAGCGCCAAUUAAGUACUUGCACCGGUACUUAGUGCAGAAGGGGGCUGUGCCUCAGGACUACGAGGACUUCAAGAGAAUGCUGACAUCCCUAUGGUUUGAUUUGUAUGGAAGAGGUGGCAACUCUAGCUUCUCUUCUGCCUUUGAGCAUGUGUUUGUUGGUGAGAUCAAAGGACGGGGACAAGGGGAGAGUGAGGUAUCGGGCUUCCAUAACUGGAUUCAGUUUUACCUGGAAGAAGACAAGGAAAAUGUGGAUUACCAAGGUUAUAUAUUUCCAAGGCGUCGUGGUGAAUCGCCUGAUUCAGAGAUACAGCUGCUGACUGUUCAGUUUGAGUGGCAUGGCGUGCUGAAAUCAGUAUCCAGCACGUUGAUUGGCGUCAGUCCUGAGUUUGAGGUUGCACUCUACACGUUGUGCUUUUUUGUUGGAGGGGAAGAUAACCGUGUCGAUAUUGGCCCGUACAGUGUGAACGUCAAGUGCUACCGAUUGGGGAACAACAAAAUUGGAUCAGCCUUUCCCAUUGCAGAGAACUGAUUAUCUGGUGUUAUGCUUCUGCAGGUUUCCAAAUCUUCACUUUCUUUGUUUUAUAAUCAAUUACGUGAAGUUAACACUGUACUGUUCAUGGUCAGCUUGUUACUUGUGCAUGAAAAUGUACCAUACUGUUCAAUUUGUUGCUGCCAUCUCCAAUCAUAUUGCUACUUGCACUACUAAAAA
This is a messenger RNA of Zea mays, 1047 nucleotides long. Its product is annotated as poly(U)-specific endoribonuclease-B. Lineage: Eukaryota; Viridiplantae; Streptophyta; Magnoliopsida; Poales; Poaceae. Bases 1 to 867 code for a protein of 288 amino acids. The record is from RefSeq and is a predicted model, not a curated record. Gene Ontology annotation, molecular function: RNA endonuclease activity. The transcript is spliced from 4 exons.